UCGAAUGUUACUCCGUGGAAAUAAAGUUUAUAUUUUAUAAAAACACGACGAAAAUGCCGCUUUCAAUCUGAAGCCUAACAAAACAUGUCAACAUGGCGGCUUGCAUGAGUGAAAACGGUUCAGAAAGAAAACUUGAAUUCUUUUUAAAGGUCCCUUUCCCAUCCGAGAGAGAGGCAACUAUCGCCCUGCAGUCUCUAUCUCCUGAUCCUGAACCCAGGAAAGGAGGAAUCACUAAAAAGCUGGAUUUAUCAGGACAAACACUGUCUGUGAGAUGGACCGCAGAUGAAGCUCGUAUUCUUCGUGUUUCUGUAAGUUCAUUCUUGGACCAUUUGUGUCUAGUGAUGGAAACUAUGGAUGUAUUUGGACCGCCUGUUUCACAAUGACACUCUGAGAGACAAAUAAAAGCAUAAGAGGAGAGAUGUAGAUGCAGAUGCUGUU
Carassius carassius (crucian carp) is the source of this 438-nucleotide messenger RNA. RefSeq names its product EKC/KEOPS complex subunit Lage3-like. The transcript is spliced from 3 exons. Gene Ontology annotation, cellular component: EKC/KEOPS complex. The coding region runs from base 93 to 383 and encodes 96 amino acids. The record is from RefSeq and is a predicted model, not a curated record. NCBI's taxonomy places the organism in Eukaryota, Metazoa, Chordata, Actinopteri, Cypriniformes, Cyprinidae.